Molecule: messenger RNA, 1632 nt
Organism: Dichomitus squalens LYAD-421 SS1
Lineage: Eukaryota; Fungi; Basidiomycota; Agaricomycetes; Polyporales; Polyporaceae
Product: DSPc-domain-containing protein
Exons: 2
Coding region: 31-600 (189 amino acids)
Biological process (GO): protein dephosphorylation; negative regulation of MAPK cascade
Cellular component (GO): cytoplasm
Molecular function (GO): MAP kinase tyrosine/serine/threonine phosphatase activity; protein tyrosine/threonine phosphatase activity
Source: RefSeq, a predicted model, not a curated record
GCCCACUUCAUACACUGCCCAUCGCACAUCAUGAUUCGCUUCGACAACCUCCCCCCAGAAGUCAUGCAGGCCAUGUGCACGCCCAUGCACCUCAUCCUGCCCGCUUCACCCCAGCAGCGCACCGGCGCCUUGUUCCUCGGAUCCUUCUCCGCGAUCCUCGACCCCUCCCUCCUCGCCAGCAACCAUAUUUCUGCCCUCGUCCAAGUCCUCGAUGCGCCUUGGCUCCCAUCCGUCGAGGCCCAUGCCGCGCAGGGAAACAAGCUCGAGUGCUACCGCCUAGACAUCCUAGACAGUACGUCCGCGGACCUCCGUCCUCACCUCGAAUCCACGGUCCGGUGGAUAGACGACAGGCUUCGGCGCGGUCUCAACGUCCUCGUCCACUGUCAGCAGGGCGUGUCGCGCUCCGCCGCCGUCGUGAUCGCCUAUCUCAUCUACACGCAGAACAUGUCCUACGACUCCGCGUUCGACCUCGUCAAGCGCAAGCGAGCCUGCAUCAAGCCCAACUCCGGCUUCGUACGCUGCCUCCAGGACUGGGAGAAGCAAUGGCGCCUCGCGCCCCAACGUCCCGGCGCACGCCGCGCGAACACCACUCCUAUGUGAUGCGCCCCCAGUCCAUCCCUCCCUGCUGCAGUCAUCGUCUCCGCCUGUCUCCCAUGCUUGCGAGUAUCUGUCCCAGGUCUGCUGACGAUCGCGCGUUCGUCCUUCAACCCCGGAGUGAGGAGCACAGUGGGGCGACGGAAGGUUAGGACGGUUCGCCCCACACCAAUGUUAUCUCUGCCCCGAUCCCCCACUACUCUCUCCUCCCAUCCUUUCUUCCACCCGGCGCGUGCCCGUCUGGCCAUGGCGAAAUAGACCUUCCGAACGAGUGGUCGCCGGCAGUAGGGAGUUUGAGCCAGCCGCCCCUGCUCCACGAGCCAAUGCAUACGUACUCUACGCGCGCCCGCACCGGGUGCCGCGUCCGUCUCUGGCCGUUGCUCUGCUCCAUCGCUCGUCCUGAUCGCCCUUCAAUCGCCAUCCUCCCUUCCGAUUUGUUGCCGUGCGGCUCUCCUCUCCCACCGUGUAGCUCCUCCCUUCACGACCUUCAAUGGCCACAUAUGCCGCUAUCCAACCAAGGACUGUGCAUGUUCGUGCUCGUCGUCUCCUCGCCUACACCAUUGUCUACGGGGUCCAGAUCACCGCCACGCGACAUCAUCCGUCUCCGCCACUCCUGUGUACAGCUUUCAUCCCUUCGCAAUCCGUUUCGCAAUCGCUAUCGCAAUAUCAGAUAUUUGCAGGAAUGUACACGUAUCAUACAAGUCUGCCAGCUUAUUCGUCUUCCUUGCUCUUGCGACUUAUGUCCUGUCCCAGGCUCGCUUAUUGGCCGAUUUUCCGUUCUCUCUAUCUUGGCUCGCGUUUUUGGGGACAAUGAGUUCGGUCGCAUCCGUGCCGCGUUUCCCGCUAAGCGUGGCUCGUUCAGUGCAUGAUCUGCAGCAGCACUUAAACCUUUGGCUUUUGCUACUUCACCUCCAUGUUAUUCUGUCAAGUCGCUUCCAUCACUUGUAUCAGUAUCAGUAUCCUGAGCCCUUCGCAGCCCCGCGUGCUGCACUUUCUCUCUUGAGUCGAGUGUACCCAAUUGAGCGUGUCUGUCUCCGC